GCUGGGGGUCAUUAUAUUUAUAUAGAUGGGCAUAUGCACUCUAGAAAUUCAAAUAUAGCUGCCCUUCUGGCCUAAACCAGCUAUGGUUUUCCGGCAUUUAUAUAUUUUUGACUUUUACACUAUAUAGAAUUGAAAUUGUACGCUAAUACACAAUACAUAUUCUCGUUAUAUAUGCUAUCUCUAUCUAGCUCGCAUGGAAUGACAGAAUACAGAGUGUAUACUACCGUAUCAGAAACAGUCGUUGCCAGCUUUGCUAUGAAACGUUCAACACCAACUCCGGAAAGUAGCUAUAUAUUAUGUAAUGUCAAUUACAUAAGAAAACUUACCCAUUUAAGCUUCGCUAUUUGUGGGUACAUAUACACGUGAUUUAAAUUCGUCAGUCAAAUUCCGGGCCAAUGAGAGCAAAUCUUCAAUGUGUCCUUUCCCGCUGAGCUUCAAGUCGAUGCAGAGUGACGGCGGACUUCCCUCUGUGUACGAGGAGUUGCGUGUCUAUCGAGAAUCCUGCACUCCUAUACCGCUCUCCAGUACGCCACCAGUCACUCACUUCGGCACUCUCACCCUCCUCUCUCUGUAGAAUCGGUGAUGCGCAUUUGCAACAGCCUUUUGAGCUCACGUUGCUAUACCUCCUACCUCCACAUACCAAUCAACGCGAAUCGAGGUUGUAUAUUGACUAAACUGGAGAGGAAUACGCAGUUUGCUUUCUAAUCCACGAACCAAUUGGUUGAUUUCGACCCAAGGUUACCCUACCACCCGAUAUGGCUGGCAAAUCUCGAUUCACACGUCUUGAUGCCUUCGCGAAAACGGUCGAAGAUGCGCGGAUACGGACGAGAUCGGGCGGAGUCGUUACUAUAGCUGCAUUGCUUAUUGUUAUAUAUCUGGUUUGGGGCGAAUGGAAAGAUUAUCGACGAGUUGUGGUUCAGCCUGAGCUGAUCGUUGACAAGGGCAGAGGCGAGAGGAUGGAAAUCCACCUGAACAUGACCUUUCCAAACCUCCCCUGUGAACUGCUCACCCUGGAUGUCAUGGACGUAUCAGGCGAACUCCAGACAGAUGUGGAUCAUGGAGUUAACAAAGUCCGCCUCAGCUCCGCAGCAGAAGGCGGAAGAGUCAUUGACGUGACAGCAUUGUCCCUGCAUAAGAAAGAGGACUCUCCCGCACAUCUCGACCCAAACUACUGUGGAGACUGUUACGGCGUUCCUGCACCCUCCACCGCAAAGAAGCCAGGAUGCUGCAACACUUGUGAUGAAGUCCGUGAUGCCUAUGCGGAGAAGAACUGGGCCUUUGGCCGCGGCGAGAAUGUUGCCCAAUGUAUCGACGAAGGCUAUUCCCAGCGCAUUGACGAGCAACGACAUGAAGGAUGCCGUAUUGAAGGAAUUCUUCGUGUGAACAAGGUUGCUGGGAACUUUCACAUUGCUCCCGGCCGUAGCUUGACAGCCGGAAAUUUUCAUGCCCACGAUCUAGACAACUAUUACCAUACCCCGGUUCCACAUACUAUGACCCAUAUCAUACACAAGCUCCGGUUUGGACCCCAGCUUCCCGAAGAGCUCUAUAGCAGAUGGAAAUGGACACACCAGGAUACCAUUAACCCUCUUGACAAAUCUGAGCACAAGACUAAUGAAGUACGAUACAACUUCCUGUACUUUGUGAAGGUAGUGUCAACGUCAUACCUACCACUUGGAUGGGAUCCCACCUUGUCAAGUGAGGCACAUUCCCAGGCUCAUAGGGACAUUCCUCUGGGCAACCAUGGGGUCUUCUUUGGCUCCCAGGGAAGUAUUGAAACCCAUCAAUAUUCAGUUACUUCCCAUCAACGAUCACUCGAUGCAGAAGAUGCUUCCGCCGAUGGGCAUAAAGAGCGCCAACACGCCCGCGGCGGCAUUCCAUCUGUCAUGUUCAAUUAUGAGAUAUCUCCCAUGAAAGUGAUUAAUCGCGAAACUAGACCAAAAUCUCUCUCUGCGUUCUUUACUGGUGUCUGUGCUGUUAUUGGUGGUACAUUGACAGUGGCGGCCGCUGUCGACCGUUUGCUUUAUGAAGGGAGCUUGAGGGUUAAGAAGUUGCACAAGAGCUGAUUUAUAUACCGUUCCUUCACGUUGUCACACUAUUGCCUAUCUGCCUUUUGGCGGCUAGUCUUCUUUUCAUUUGCUUUUUUGGUUCUUGAGGAAUGAUCGAUUUUGGCGUUCUAUAUAUUGAUCGGUAAAUACGAUUAAAGGGGUUCCUUCUGAGCGAGUUUUAUUAAUCUUUCUGGCGCGACCUUUCUACGUAAUCUUUCAGUCUUUCUACCCUAUAUUUACCCCCCUGUGGAUCGAUGGACCUUCAGGCACACCUUUUUACAUCUAAUCUAUGCAGGGGUGGCGUCAUUUGAGUCGAAUCUUUAGAGCGAAAAAGCUUUUGAUACGCCUAUUCGACAGAUGGUUCAGUCGUGAGAGGAGAAAAGGCGGAUACAAUUGAAAUCAGUGUCCCAAACACUGUAUCUAGCAUUAACCCUUGCUUUCCAUAGACCUUCCCUGAUGCCUUUUGUUUCGCAUUUUGAAAAUCUAACAGUAAUCAAUCUAUCACUGAUUCCAGUUCCCAUCUCAAAACGAAUGCAAUGCAAUGCGUAUCGUGGCGUAUGUAAUACUUAUCAUAGUGUUGCAUGCAUGAGCUGCGAGGAAGCAUAAGAUUUGGGGAGGUAAAAACGCACAAAUACAAUAAAUAGACCAAACUCCUGAUGCAUAACUAGAAAGGAAACAUAAUGACUAUAUAGGUAGACGGAGGUGAGCGUUGAUAUGAGGGAUUCCGGGUAACCGAGAUCUAAAUGGUAGACAAAGCGGACAAAGAAAAGAAACGUUAGGUCCCAGGUCAAGGUGAUAAAUGAUGUGUACUUGAGAGUAGAAAAUGACGACGGGAAGGAAGUUCCAAAAUGAGGAUCUGGUUAGAAAAGGACAAGUAACGAAGGAUGAGAAGACAGAUGGAUGUGAUUGGAAAAUGGAGAUGCGGUCAUGGUCAUUAACGACAAGAAAGAAACAAAAAAUGAAGGCAAUAACUGUGGAAAUGGCAAGGAGGGUAGGCUUCUAAGUUACUGAGACAGUGUAAUGGGCGAAAAUGAAAUCGAGUCGAAACAGAAAAGAGAUUGAAGGGAUGGAAACAGUAGAUCAUGAGCUCAGGUUAUGCAUGGUACUGAGGCUGCCAUUGCUGCCCCUGAGGUGGCGCAUAAUAGCCUGCCUGUGGUGGCUGUUGUGAUUGCUGCUGAGGGAGAUAUGGGAAUUGCAUGGAUGCAGCAUAUCCAGGGGAUGUACCCAAGGGUUGCUGAAAUUGCUGCUGCAGUUGGAACUGAGCUUGGGCCUGUGCCUGAGCCUGUGCUUGUGCUUGUGCUUGGUACUGUCUCUGGGCAAUGGCCUGCUGUACUGUUUGUCCACUAAAACCAUCCUUCAUAGCUUUCCUCUCACGCUCCCGGGAAUCAAUAGUACUGACAAGUCCGGAUCCAAAUUGUGGGCUCUGGUUAUUAUUCAAGUUAAGAAACGAAGAUCCAGUCACACGGGCUACAUGCUCUUGCUCUCGAGCAGAGAGAUGACCAGAAAUAUCUGGUUGAGCUAGCAUUCGGUUGGCGCCCCGCGAAGAAGGACGAGCAGGAGCAUCAAGAGGUCCAAGAAUGACACUGGCACCACGAGAAGAUGGCCGGGCGGGAACGUCAAGUAUGGUAUUUGCACCGCGAGAAGAAGGGCGGGCUGGCAUAUCUAGCAUGACGCUUGGGCCGCGAGAGUGUGGACGCUGGGGAAGAUGAGUAGCGGAUGAUUGGUGGCGGAUAUAGGCAGACCAAUCUCCUGAUGCCGGCCGGGGUGGAGGGGGUGUAGCUCGAGUUGGCAUUACUGGAAGAUGAAUCUGUGAUCUGGAAGCGCGGUCGUGAACGAACUGUUCUGCUGAGAUACUCGUCGGGCCGGGGGUAAUAGGGCCACUGUCUUGAACCAUCCCUGGCUGCCAGAGAACGCUGCGGCGGCGUCCACGUUCCUGCGUGGGCGGUGGUGGAGAUGGAGACUCGUUCGAUUCCUGGUUGAGGUGCUCAAGUAGACGACCAGUCGAAAGUCUUCUACCUCUUGUUGCGAGGGUACCUUCAGAAGGGUUACGUUGAUGAGAAGAAGACAGAAGUAGCAUAGUAUCAGAUGUGCUGGGUCGUCUUGCGGUAGGUCUAUAGGUAUGUGUGGGCCCAAAGUCGACUUCUGGAAUAUCAGAGCUCACUUCCACAGGAGUAACAGCAGGAUGCUUAUAGCGAGCGUCACCUAUGACAAGAUCAUCCGUCUUUGGCAUAGCGUUACCGACGACUUUCAUCUUUCCCAUCCUCGGUUUCUGAACAGACUGGAUGGACCGGACUGAUGCGGAAGAUUUAUGCGAGCUUGCGUAUGAUGGAGCCACAAUUGAGCUGGCAUCAUCUUGAACAGCAUUCUCUUGUUUAAAUGUAUACUUCGGCUGGGGUGGUGGAGGAGGAGAAGGUGAGCGCGGUCGCCGUAUAAUUCUGUCUAGAGCAUCCAUAUCGAUGUUAUCUCUCAGGCUUCCCAGGGUAGACGCUGUUCUCACACUCGCUGUCUCCGCGAUAGGAAUUUCUGCCGCAACAGGUUUGCGAGCAAUUGGCUUAUGCAAUGGUGGGUUUUGAGUGCCAUCCUGCUGCUUUACCGGAAACUGUCCCUCAGUUGGUGUAUCAGUAGUGUUGAUAUUGACUCCGACGUUUACGUUGCUUGUAGUAUCGCUGGGGGUUACAGGGCUCCCCUGAGAGUAAUUUGAGCUAGACGCACCAAUGCUGUUAAGGCGGUUAAGUGUUGGACCUCGGGGGUCAGCUCGUUGCCCCGUUCCAAUAUCGGUCUCCUUACUAUUAUCCUUAGCUGCAUUCCAAGCAACUGUAGCACCUGCCACUGCAAGGCCAUUUGCUUUGCCAUUUUUCUUAUUCAUAUCCACCAACUGAUCUAGCGUACCAACAGACAUACGGUUCGCGGCAUGGCCAAUCUCUGGAGAUGGCUGGGGUUUGAACUGAGGCGUUCCCCGAGGAUCAUGCGAGAAAGCAGGUGACACUGGCACACCCUGCGGGGGCGGGUUAGGCUCCAAGCUCUGCAUAAUUUCCAGACGGUCAACAGGGCGAUUGUUGUCCAUGAAAGCGCCGCUGUCAGGAGAGCUGCGGCUAUCUGUUCCAUCAACUUCGGAGGGUCCA
This is a messenger RNA of Trichophyton rubrum CBS 118892, 5167 nucleotides long. RefSeq lists its product as uncharacterized. Gene Ontology annotation, cellular component: endoplasmic reticulum; Golgi membrane; COPII-coated ER to Golgi transport vesicle. Lineage: Eukaryota; Fungi; Ascomycota; Eurotiomycetes; Onygenales; Arthrodermataceae. Gene Ontology annotation, biological process: endoplasmic reticulum to Golgi vesicle-mediated transport; retrograde vesicle-mediated transport, Golgi to endoplasmic reticulum. The transcript has 3 exons. Bases 756 to 2063 code for a protein of 435 amino acids. The record is from RefSeq and is a predicted model, not a curated record.